This is a messenger RNA of Phodopus roborovskii (desert hamster), 3092 nucleotides long. RefSeq names its product tripartite motif containing 26 (gene Trim26). Bases 57 to 1694 code for a protein of 545 amino acids. NCBI's taxonomy places the organism in Eukaryota, Metazoa, Chordata, Mammalia, Rodentia, Cricetidae. Gene Ontology annotation, molecular function: zinc ion binding; protein binding. The record is from RefSeq and is a predicted model, not a curated record. The transcript is spliced from 8 exons.
GGUUUCUGAGGAAGAAAACCCUACCAGGGAACAGAGACCCACAAGCUAAGGGCACCAUGGCAACGUCAGCCCCCUUGAGGAGCCUGGAGGAGGAGGUGACCUGCUCCAUCUGCCUGGAUUAUCUGCGGGACCCAGUGACCAUCGACUGUGGCCAUGUCUUCUGCCGCAGCUGCACGGGUGAUAUCCGUCCCAUAUCGGGGAGCCGCCCAGUCUGCCCUCUCUGCAAGAAGCCCUUUAAGAAGGAGAACAUCCGGCCCGUGUGGCAGCUAGCCAGUCUGGUAGAGAACAUUGAGCGGCUGAAGGUAGACAAUGGCAGGCAGCCUGGAGAGCUGGCCCGAGAGCCACAGGACAUGAAGUUAUGUGAGCGGCACCAGGAAAAGUUACACUACUACUGUGAAGAUGACGGCAAGCUGCUGUGCGUGAUGUGCCGCGAGUCCCGGGAGCACAGGCCCCACACUGCAGUCCUGGUGGAGAAGGCUGCCCUGCCACACAGAGAAAAAAUUCUGAACCACCUGAACACCCUAAGGAGAGACAGAGAAAAAAUUCAGGGCUUUCAGGCCAAGGGAGAAGCAGAUAUUCUGGCUGCACUGACGAAGCUGCAGGAGCAGAGACAGUACAUUGUGGCAGAAUUUAAACAGGGCCACCAGUUUCUAAAGAAGCGCGAGCAGCACCUGCUAGACCAGCUGGCCACCCUAGAGCAGCUCCUCACCGAGGGCAGGGAGAAGUUCAAGACCCGGGGCGUCAGCGAGCUUGGCCGGUUGACUCUGGUCAUCUCUGAGCUGGAAGGCAAGGCACGGCAGCCAGCUGCAGAGCUGAUGCAGGAUGCCUGCUCUACACAGGACACCAAGGACUUCGCCAACAGGUACCCACGGAAGAAGUUCUGGAUUGGGAAAGCCAUCCCUCACAUGGUUAAAAGAAAGGCAGGAGAAUUCUCAGAUAAACUUCUCUCUCUUCAACGAGGCCUGAGACAGUUCCAAGGCAAGCUGCUGAGAGACCUGGAGUAUAAGACAGUAAGUGUCACCCUGGACCCGCAGUCGGCCAGCGGGUACCUGCAGCUUUCAGAGGACUGGAAGUGCGUGAUCUAUACCAGCCAGUACCAGAGUGACUGCCUGCACCCCCAGCAGUUUGACUGUGAGCCAGGGGUGUUGGGUAGUAAGGGCUUCACCUGGGGCAAGGUGUACUGGGAAGUGGAGUUGGAGCGAGAAGGCUGGUCAGAGGAUGAGGAGGAGGGGGAGGAGGAGGAGGAAGGGGAAGAGGAGGAAGAAGAUGAGGAGGCUGGCUAUGGGGAUGGAUAUGAAGACUGGGAAACAGAUGAGGAUGAGGAAUCACUAGGGGAGGAAGAGGAGGAGGAAGAGGAAGAGGAGGAGGAAGUUCUGGAAAGCUGCAUGGUGGGAGUGGCCAAAGACACCAUGAAAAGGAAAGGAGACCUCUCCCUGCGGCCAGAGGAUGGUGUGUGGGCCCUUCGGCUCUCCUCCUCAGGCAUCUGGGCUAACACCAGCCCCGAGGCCCAGCUCUUCCCAGUGCUUCGGCCCCGGAGGGUGGGCAUCGCCCUGGAUUAUGAAGGAGGCACUGUGACAUUUACCAAUGCAGAGUCACAGGAACUCAUCUAUACCUUCACGGCCACCUUUACCCGGCGCCUGGUGCCCUUCCUGUGGCUCAAGUGGCCAGGAACACGCCUCCUGCUGAGACCCUGAAUUCUACCACCUGCCUGGGUCACACUACAGAUUCUUCAGUUCUCUGAGAUGAAGAAGGGUUGCCUGGAUCCCAUACCCGUUGAAACUUCCUUUCUCUGGGAUCCCAAGACUGUGAAGGAAUGUUCUUGGCCAGAGCACCAGGGGGAGAAAAGAGGAAUGGACAUCACAUCCAAUUGCCACGUCCUCUCUCAGUGCUGUCCCUUCAUCUGUGUUUCCUGUUGUAGCUUCUCACCAUCCUGCCCAUUUCCUCUGGGAUCUCCUGCUCUGAAGACCAAAUGAUUCCCUCCUUCCUGACCACCCAUUUGUCUUGGCUCUGUGUUCUUUGUUGAGUAGGGGCAGCAGCAGCAUUUUCUGGUUCAGUUGUUAACCCACCACUCACAGGUAUUGAGGGAGACCCUCAGUGACACUUGAAGCAAAUUUUGCUAUUUUCAGAUUUGAGGUUCCCCUUGCCAGAAACCACUCUGUUGCUUACCUUCUUAAGCUCACUUUUCCUACCCCACCAGAGUUAAAUGUCUGAAAGAAGCAGGAAGUCAAGAUCACUGAAGUGUCCAAGGCUGUGUAAGUUUGUGUUUUAGAGAGCUGGUGGAAUCAUCUCCUGAUGUGGUUUGCAAAGCCCCUGGCCUCCAAACCCAGAGCUGAGGGGGUGGGACUCCCCAGGGCCAACUGUGUUUCUGAAAGUAUCUAGGUACUGUGACUCAGGCAGCAGCUUUAGUCAAUAAAUUACCUCUUUAGAGUAGUCCUUGUGAGGGGAGUUUUUAAAAUAAUACCAACAUCUUGCUCUUGAUCAGUGGUUCUAAAAACACAGAGGCCACUACCCAGGAGGUCAGAGCUACCUCUGCCCCAGUCCCCAGCUAGUGUGUCUGGGAUAGCUUUAGGCCUCUGUUGUUGACACCAAGGAGUGUCCAGAAUCACUUUCAUAGGUGGAUUGGAGGAAGGAAGACAGGAUGGUGAGGAAUCUUGAGAGCCCCCAUCCCAGGUCUUACUGUGAAGAGAGGGCCUGCAGUGUCUUCUCUGCUGACCCAUUACCAGCCCCUUUGUUAGUCACCCAGUGCCCACAGUGGAGCACCAGCUCCUGCUUAGCCAAAACAGUGCCCCUCUUUUUAUCCUUAAACACUCCACACUUCCUCUGCCUGUCCAGGUGUUAAGCUCCUCUUUGCUCUUGAGAGGCUGCUCCCAGACACUGGAUCUUGGUGGCCUUAGAGUCACCACACUGUCUCAAGACUGAACACUUUGUACAUAUCACAUGCUGCCUGAGUCACUAGUACAUAUACAGUGGCUCCCUCACCAACCUUUUGUUUUUCCUGGAAUUAAUCAUUGCUCUUCUCUUCCUUCUCUUUUAAUUCAUUUCCUGUGUCUUUAUUACUAAAUAAACUACAAGUUCUUUUCAGUGAUCAGAAA